UCUCACCAUUUUUAUAUUUCUUGUUUCUUGAAACUAUAAGGAGGCUAUUUAUCUAUCUCAUCUCACACAACCUUCAAUGUAAACAGAGAGACCACACUUUCUUAGUUCCAAACUCAACUUUUGAGGCUCUUUUAUGCCUUGUUCUGUUGCAGCUCAACCUUAGUUUACUUAGCAGUUUUCAUACCAUGAAUGCUUCAAAGUUCAUUAAAUGUGUCACCGUUGGAGAUGGGGCUGUUGGGAAAACCUGCAUGCUCAUUUGCUACACCAGCAACAAGUUCCCCACUGAUUACAUACCGACAGUAUUUGAUAAUUUUAGUGCCAAUGUUGCUGUGGAUGGAAGUAUUGUGAAUUUGGGGCUAUGGGACACAGCAGGCCAGGAAGACUAUAGCAGGUUGAGGCCACUGAGCUACAGAGGAGCAGACAUUUUUGUCUUAGCAUUCUCACUGAUUAGCAGAGCUAGCUAUGAAAAUGUUCUCAAGAAGUGGAUGCCAGAACUGCGUAGAUUUGCACCUAAUGUUCCAAUUGUUCUUGUUGGUACAAAGUUAGAUCUCCGUGAAGACCGGGGUUAUCUGGCUGAUCACAUGGGAUCUAAUGUCAUAACAUCUGCUGAGGGGGAAGAACUGAGGAAACAAAUAGGUGCAGCAGCUUACAUUGAGUGCAGUUCAAAGACUCAACAGAAUGUCAAAGCAGUGUUUGAUACUGCAAUUAAAGUUGUGCUUCAACCUCCAAGGAGGAAAGAAAUGGCUAGGAAGAAAAGGCAUAGAAGGUCUGGUUGCUCGUUUGUAAGUAUUGUGUGUGGAGGUUGUGCUGCUUAACACAUCUAUUGCACCGUCACUUUUGAUAUGGAUGUUAUUUUGCAAAAGCUUCAAGGUCCAAGUGUGGAAACCUGACAUCUAAUCACAAUUUCAGAAUGUGUGUACCCUUAUGCUUGUAUUGUAACUGGUGUAAGAUAGUAAUAUCUAGUUAUUUCCUCUUCACAAGGCCACUGAAGGGAAUUUUUCAUUCUCUCAGUUGUUAUUUAGGCAUGUUAUGAUGUAUUUAUCAUUAUAUUACCAAAUCAUAAUGGGAACCUUUGUAUUUUUCCUUCA
Molecule: messenger RNA, 1088 nt
Organism: Vigna umbellata (rice bean)
Lineage: Eukaryota; Viridiplantae; Streptophyta; Magnoliopsida; Fabales; Fabaceae
Gene: ROP9
Product: RHO-related protein from plants 9
Biological process (GO): small GTPase-mediated signal transduction
Molecular function (GO): GTP binding; GTPase activity
Source: RefSeq, a predicted model, not a curated record